AUGCAAAUACUUGCAAAAGCUGCAGGCGGGGAAGUUGUCGAGCACUACGAUUUUCUCGAGGCAUUUUUUGCCGAAGGUGCCGAUGGUUCGGGCCUAGUGAUGAUGUUCCAGCGUGAACUCUCUACAGAAGAGCCGUGGAAUGGUGAUCCUUCAACAGACGAUUAUUUCUCCAACAGCUAUUGCGUCACCAUCCGAUCUGGCGGGACAGUAUAUGGAGGACUAGAGCAGGUCUCAUUUUCGGAUUCCCAAGGAUGCUUUUAUUUCUCCGAUCGUGCGGCUGCUGUUCUCGGUAGAGGACGACAACUCGUCGUUGAUUUCGAGGUGCCCAAGCAAGACCUACAGCUCUUUCAACGAUUUCUCAAGGAAGUAGUGACAUGGGGAGUCCCUAGUCAGAUCCCUCAACUAAACGGUUUAGCCAUCAAAAGCUCCAUCAUGGAAGGUCCCAACACUCAGCCAAACGAGCCAGAAGGAAUCGGGGCCCUCGAUGACAGGGGCGAUCACCUCAAAUUCAUCUCCCAAGAGCAACUGGAUCGCGAAGGUGGUAACCCUCCUGACGACGCAGCCAGUUCCAGCGAACCAUCCCUCGAGGACAUUGCCGAAUAUCUUUCCAACUUGUCUCCUUUCCAGCGGAAGAUAUGCGAUGGCCUACGUGGUCUGGGCUGGAUUGACCCCGACAUUUACAACUUUUUGUCCCAGCUUGAGAACAUGCGAAAGCACAUACGAGCUGAGUUGAGAAUGAAGGGGCGGAGUGCGGCCGAAAUUCAAAAGCUCGACGAUCUCUGUAAGACAGAUGUGACGGAUUUCUCGCACCUCCGACGGUCCGGUGCCAACCGGGCCCUUGAGGAAUAUCAGACUGAGGUAUACCUGCUAUAUGAGAACAAGAGACAAAGAAGGGCGAUGUUAAACGAAGAAUAG
Messenger RNA from Aspergillus tanneri, 915 nucleotides. RefSeq lists its product as uncharacterized. The transcript has a single exon. NCBI's taxonomy places the organism in Eukaryota, Fungi, Ascomycota, Eurotiomycetes, Eurotiales, Aspergillaceae. The record is from RefSeq and is a predicted model, not a curated record. The coding region runs from base 1 to 915 and encodes 304 amino acids.